Messenger RNA from Acanthoscelides obtectus, 3161 nucleotides. Lineage: Eukaryota; Metazoa; Arthropoda; Insecta; Coleoptera; Chrysomelidae. The record is from the annotation of a GenBank genome assembly.
CAACUCCGAACUUAUUGAGGUUAUUUCACGCUAGUUUUGAAAAUAGUACCACUAUCACAUGGCCGUUAACCAUGAUAUUAAAGUAUUUGCCAGACUCAAAAAGGAACAUGAUAGCAGUACAACAGCGAAUUACACUAUCAGUAGACGCAAUGAUAGUAACGAUUUUGAGGACCUGAUUUUUCGGAGCACCACACAUAGAAUUCAUGGCUGUAAGUCAUUCAGGUUUCAUAAAAUUUUUGGAGAAGGCUCCAGCCAGGAUGAAAUAUUUGAAACUGUAGCUAAGCCACUAAUCAAGAGCGCAUUGGAAGGUUACAAUUGCACUAUCUUCGCUUACGGUCAGACAGGAAGCGGAAAAACUUAUACAAUUACUGGAUCUCCAAAUAAAUAUGCGGAUAGAGGUAUAAUACCAAGGAGUAUCCAAUACAUAUUUAAACGAAGCGAAAAGAUGUCACCAAAACCUCUUGUUCAUAUAAGCUAUAUGGAAAUUUACAAUGAGAUUGGCUAUGAUCUUCUACAUCCUAGACAGAUCAACGCAGCUAACAGUUUAGAUGAACUGCCGAGAAUUAUAAUAAUGGAGGACAGAAGAGGGGAAUCUCAUAUACGAAAUCUGAGUGUUAUCGCAGUUGCUACUGAAGAAGAAGCCAUGAAGUUAUUAUUUUUGGGAGAUACAAAUAGGACAAUAGCAGAAACCUCAAUGAAUGAGUGUUCUUCCCGAUCUCACUGCAUAUUUACAAUUCAUAUCACACAAGGACAUGGUUCUACAGAAUGCUUGAGAUAUUCAAAACUACGAAUUGUUGACUUAGCUGGAUCUGAACGUGUGAGCAAGUCUCUAACAACAGGAAGAGCUUUGGCUGAGGCUAAGCAUAUCAAUUUGUCCUUGCAUUAUUUGCAACAGGUUAUUGUUGCACUUUCUGAACAUCGAAGAUCUCAUAUUCCAUACAGAAAUAGCACCAUAACUUAUUUGCUCAAAGAUUCUCUGAAUGGCAAUUGUUUGUCCACCAUGAUAGCUAAUCUUGCUGUUUCGAAAAAAAAUAUUGAUGAAACCAUCAGUACAUGUAAAUACGCAUACAGGGUGUCUCUUCUCAAAACGGACGCUAUCAUUAACGAAAUUAGUGAUCCCCAACAAGAGAUCAUAUGUUUAAGAAGAAGAAUCGCACAACUAGAAGACCAACUACGUGCUUCUAACGUGCAAGAAAAUAGUUCUCUGAGCUCUAGUGAUAAAGAAAUUUGUAGUUUGCAAGUAGAGAAGUUUUUGAAAGAUGGUAAUAUUGAGGUAGGAAACAAUAUUUUGAAGAUAAAGUACUGCUUUGAUAUUCUUCGAAACAAGAUUACAUUGGAAAAGGAGCACGACAAAGAUGGAAUUAAUUUUAAAAUACUAGAACUGCAAAAUACUUUGGCGAAAAAAGAUGACGAAAUUGCUUCGUUGAAGAAAAUCAUUGAUAACAUUCCAGAACAGCCUGUAAAUCCAAAUCGUCUUAGGAGAGGGAAUAACGACAAUCCUCUGGAUAUCAAGGUCGAAAAAACUGCCAACAAUUUUAUCGAUGUUCCAAAUAUACAAAAUUUUAAUUAUUGCGAUGAAAAACUUAUGGACAAGAAUAUUUUGAGUUAUGGAAUAGAAAAUAUCAAGGACCUAGAUAUGAAAUUAUUCAGACAGUUUAUAUCCUGUUCAGACCAAUCUACAGAUAUAGAUUACUGCAAAAAUGCAUUAGAAAGCAAACUACAAAUGGCUAAAGUAUGCUCUGAUGCAAUAAGCCAAUGUCAAACUAACAUUUUGUACAUAAGAGCAAAACUGGAGAGAUGCUGUAGUACCGAGAAACCAUAUUUGAUCAAAGAAUUGGAAGACCAACAGAAUAUUUACAAAAGUAUGCUCCAGAAUUUGAGAGACAUAAAGAAUGAGACAAACUACCUUCACGCUAACUUAGAACAAAAAGAAGCCAAAGUUAUACAACAAUAUCGUUUGUGGUUAAACAAAUAUUUUCAAAAAACAAAUCCCCAGAAGAAGUCAAUUCACACUGGUCAAGAGAACCUUUACGAGAUGAAGACCGACCAACAGUGUGGCUGUUAUGGAAAAUCAAACAUGAUGACUGAUAAAUUUACUCAUAUGAAAGAGUAUUUUUGUCCGGAAAAAAGUUACAUGUCACCAUAUGUGGAAGUUUGUCGCCCAAAAAAGCCUAACGAUAAUUUCAAGCCGAAUGUGAUAGAUUCUAUCAGCAGUAGCUUUUCCACCAAUUUAAGUCCUCCGGAAGAUGUCAGCCGUGGAUUAUGUUAUAUAGGAGAUGACCAUGAGACCAGUAAAAUAGGAUGUAACUGUUCACAAACAAAAUAUGAAGCAUCACCUACAAAAAAAGGUAAAAUGCACCAUAUAUAUGUUCAACCUACUGUCUGUGAAGAUUAUAUUUGUAAUCAUGUUUGUGGAGAAGAACAGCAGUGUUGUAAAAUCUGUACCUCUUAUCGUAUGCGAGAGAAUGAACACCUAGCAUGUCAGACAGGCUGUAGCUGUCCAUAUAGGGGUGAUGAGCAUAGAGGGAGAUUCAACACAAAGGAUAGUAUACAACAUGCUUCUCUCUGUAAUGAAGCUCAUUCGAUGUAUGUGUGUGUGGAAGAACAACAAAAGCGUAAGACGGACAGCCUACAUCAUGUACAGGAUGAACUUCGUACCCGCAAAAUAGGAUGUGAGUGUCCACAAACAAAUUAUGAGCAUUGUGCACGAUCAAAUAGAGAGGCUAGUAAUGAGUAUGUUUGUGAGGAGCCCACCAUCUGUGAAGAGAUACCUUCAAAGAAUGUUUGUGAAGGAGAACAACCAAAUUGUAGCAAAAGUACUACUUGCAGGUGUGAUGAAGCAGAAUGUCCUGACACAGCCGCAGUAACUUCCGGAAAAGGUACUGAAGCAAAUGGUGAACAUGAACAGUAUUUCGAAGAGAAUGACUCAAACGCUUUUAAAGAGUUCAUGAAAACAGUGACGUUGACAGGAGAACCAGCUGUCGACGAAUGCAUCUUCAGCUUUUAUCGCAGCAAGUUUUCUUCAUAACAAUAAGCGUUGAUGAAAAUCAACAAAUAAACCUUCUUUGUUUGUUAUUCUUUACUUUUUUAAUUUGGCCGAUUAUGAAAUUUCGGUGAAGCAAAACACAUAUGACUAGUUUCACAAUUUCCUUUAAUGAUAC